This is a messenger RNA of Cryptomeria japonica (Japanese cedar), 2029 nucleotides long. RefSeq names its product putative UPF0481 protein At3g02645. The transcript has 2 exons. The coding region runs from base 160 to 1806 and encodes 548 amino acids. Lineage: Eukaryota; Viridiplantae; Streptophyta; Pinopsida; Cupressales; Cupressaceae. The record is from RefSeq and is a predicted model, not a curated record.
CAACAAAUUCGUUUGUGUUCGAUCAGGAUAAGAUUUAUAUACCAGCACUCGAUCUCUUCCACAAUUUCUCCUUAAACCCUUCUAGUUAUGCGUCAUGUUCAUCAAAUGUUGCAAUUCAUUUCAGUAUUCUGCGAUUCCCUAAGUUAGAGAUUCGGAACAAUGAUCGAUCAAGAUGAAUGGAUUCUUCAAAUCAGACAUGGUCUUUGCGAAGACAAUGAAUUGGUAGAAGAAGAGAGCGAAUUGCGCAUAUGCGUGUUCAACGUCCCAAAGGAAUUACUGGUAGUGAAGACAGAAGCAUAUAUUCCACAGUCUGUUUCUAUCGGGCCAUAUCACCGCUGGAAACCUGAACUGUACGAGAUGGAGAGGUACAAAGUGGGCGCCGCGCGAAGAUACCAGAAAAGAAUCGCCGCUCAAAAAUUUGAAGUCGUAGUGGAAGAGUUGCGGAAGUACGAGUGGCAAAUCCGAAGCUGUUAUCACAAAUACCUGGACUUCAGUGAGGAAGCCCUGGCUUUGCUAAUGGCGUUGGACGCCGCCUUUGUUCUCGAGUGCUUGCAAUUCUAUGCAAAGCAGGCGGACAAAACAAGCCAGGAAGUGUCCUCGGAAGUAAAGCAGCUGGGAAACGUUCUCGAUCCUUCUGGAAGAAGCGCGGCUCACAAUGCUAUUAUGAAAGAUCUAAUGAUGCUCGAGAAUCAGAUACCUUUGUUUGUCUUACGAAAGCUUUUGGAAAUGCAGCUGCUUUCUGAGGCAGGGGCGGAGGAGAGGCUCUGCAAUAUGGUGACACUUGCGUGCAAAGAAUUGUCGCCUUUCAUGUUCAAAAUGCCGGAGACUUCAAAGCUCCAGAUAAAAGAUCGGGGACACAUACUCGAAGUGCUCUAUUACUCGCUUGUCCCCGUCCCCCCCAAAGUUGAUUCUUUUCGCAGUGCCGUUGAAAUGGAAGAGCAGCCGCUGCCGGAUAUGACUAAUGUCCAGAAAGCUUUUAAUUUUCUAUGGAGGGCGCUCUCUGCACUCAAUGUCCGCCCCAUUCAACGGAUAUUUCAGGUCGUAAUAAAGCUGCCUUUACGCCUUGUUUCCGCUCUCGGAAACCUGCCGGUUCUUAGGGCUUUGAAGGGGCCGAUUCUCAUCAUCUUCAAUUCUUUUUCCGCCGAGAAAACUGACCAGGACGGCACAGGCGAGGACGAUUCUUCUGUGGAAAUUCCUCCUACACGAGAUGAGCUGGAUAUCGCGUCCAUUUCCAGCUUAUAUUCAGCCGGAGUAAAAUUCCUUCCCACGGACGGAGACCUUACCACAAUACGCUUCGACCAGAAGACUGCCACACUGUACCUUCCCAAAGUUAAAUUAGAUGCUACUUCAGAAGUGGUUCUCAGAAACCUGGUGGCUUUUGAAGCUUCGGCGAGCCCCGGGGCUUUCAUCUUUACUCGCUACACGGAUUUAAUGAAUGGAAUGAUCGACAGCGCGGAAGAUGUUCGAUUGCUCCGAAGCAGCGGGAUUAUUUAUAAUUACUUAGAAAGCAACGGAAAGGCUGCGAGCAUGUGGAACAACAUGGGUAAAUGCGUGAAAUUGACCAAAGUUAAGCAACUGGAUGAGGUCAUAGCUGAGGUAAAUAAGUUUCACGGCAGGAAAUGGAGAGUUGCUCUGGAGAAGAGCCUGAAAACUUAUGUGUUUGAUUCUUGGAAAAUCCUGUCUCUCUUUGCUGCGUUUAUACUUCUCGCCCUCACAUGUUUGCAGGCCUUCUGCUCUGCGUAUGACUGCAAGAGAUGGUUUAGCGACACUGAUUUUGUUGAGGAGUCUGAGCGACUGGGUAAAUAAUUCCUCGGAUAGGCUACUUGUUUUUUCAUCCGCCUGUAUCUUUGUAUUUAUGUGAUUUCAAGUACUCUGUGGCUUUACCCAUAUUUUCUGCUGCUGUAAUUCUUGCUUUGACUGAAAGGAACAAGUAUCAUGUACUUAGCUCUGCAAUGUUUCGUGUUCCUGUUAAUUUCAGAACAUAAAUUCAAAAAAUUAGUUAUCUCCAGACACGCUUUUAAGCAUUAAA